CCAUUUUCUUCAGAGGAGAGGCUGAUGUCUUCAUAGCGGCACACAAAGUCUGUUUAAUGUGCCAGUAUUAUCUCCAUGUCUUUACCGCUAUUCCUUCCUUUCCCUCACUCUGCUAUAGCCACAAAGGCCUCUCUGUGGUUGCUCAGUCAGGCCAGGCACAGCCCACCUCAGGGCUUUUGCAUUUUCUUUUCCUCUGCUUCUUAGGUCCCUAACUCUUCACCCCAUGUCUUCGGACAGGACUCACUUUCUCACCUCCUCAGUGAAACCCUCUUUUACCUACUUAAAACUGCCUAUUACUCUCCUGCCCUCUCCCAUACUGUCUAACCCUCUUUCCAGGUUUUUCUCCAUAGCAGUUACCACCACUUGAUACUCUACGCAGUUUUCACUUAUCUUUGUUAUGCUCUGUAAGCUCCACAAGGACAGGGACUCGUGUGCUGGGCUACCAUGUGUGCCUCCAGCCCCUGGAAGGGCGGCUGGAACAUAACGGAGCGCUGUCGGCCUCAGCUGAGUGACUGGAGGAAUGGGAGCCCAGAGUAGAAAACAUUCAAGCCCGGGAAGACUUCCUGGAGGAUCCCAUCUAACCGCCGCUCUCCCAAACACCGCCCAGAAGAUGCGGGAGCCGGCUCCGCUUCCUCGAACCCCGCCUGUCGGGGGCGGGGCCUCCACCGGAAGCCUCCCUCCCCAGCGGAAGCCGACCCUGCGCCUGGGCCCUCCUCCCAACCUGUCUCCGGCUCUUGCCCCGCCCACCCGAAAGUGGGUGAAAGGUCAGCGCUGCCGGCGGUGUGGCUGGGGCUGUGGAGCAGGACCCGUCUGGAAGAGAUAGCCGCACACUGCCGGCGAGGCGGACGGACGGACCAUGGCAGACGAACCGAAGCCCAUCAGCCCGCUAAAGAACCUGCUGGCCGGCGGCUUUGGCGGCAUGUGCCUGGUGUUUGUGGGGCACCCUCUGGACACUAUCAAGGUCCGACUGCAGACACAGCCCCCGAGUUUGCCUGGACAGCCUCCCAUGUACUCUGGGACCUUCGACUGUUUCCGGAAGACUCUUGUUAGAGAGGGCAUCACGGGGCUAUAUCGGGGCAUGGCUGCCCCCAUCAUUGGGGUCACCCCCAUGUUCGCUGUGUGCUUCUUUGGGUUUGGUUUGGGGAAGAAACUGCAACAGAAAUCCCCAGAGGAUGUGCUUAGCUACCCCCAAAUAUUUGCAGCUGGGAUGUUAUCGGGUAUAUUCACCACGGGAAUUAUGACCCCUGGAGAACGGAUCAAGUGCUUGUUACAGAUUCAGGCUUCUUCAGGAGAAACCAAGUACACCGGGGCGUUGGACUGUGCAAAGAAGCUAUACCAGGAAUCUGGGAUUCGAGGCAUCUACAAAGGGACAGUACUCACCCUCAUGCGAGAUGUUCCAGCCAGCGGGAUGUAUUUCAUGACAUAUGAGUGGCUGAAAAAUAUCCUCACACCAGAGGGAAAGAGUGUCAGUGAGCUCAGUGUACCUCGGAUCCUGGUGGCUGGGGGCAUCGCAGGGAUCUUCAACUGGGCUGUGGCAAUCCCCCCGGACGUGCUCAAGUCCCGCUUCCAGACUGCACCUCCUGGAAAAUAUCCUAAUGGUUUCAGAGAUGUACUGAGAGAGCUGAUCCGGAAUGAAGGAGUCACAUCCUUGUAUAAGGGGUUCAAUGCAGUGAUGAUCCGAGCCUUUCCAGCCAAUGCGGCCUGUUUCCUUGGCUUUGAAGUUGCCAUGAAGUUCCUUAAUUGGGCCACCCCCAACUUGUGAGGCUGAAGGCUGCUCGAGGCUUCUGGAUGAUGGAAGCUAUCACGGAGGAGGAGCAGUGGGCAGGACUAGGCAGUCCUGAAAGGCAAAGGGAGGGGAAUGGUGGGAUCACAGCUCUGUACAUGCACUUGUUGAGACCAUUGCCUUAAUGACAUCAUCUACCUGGUAUAACUUGGUGUGCCAUUUUGAAACUUGAAUUUACUCAUGUCAAUUUAUGGGAUCUCAAGAGGAUUUGGAGGUGGAGUAAGUAGCUUCUAGACCAGAUACUACCUAUGGUCAGAGAACUAUCUACUGGUUAACUACAGGCCCUACUACACCCAAAAUACUCGAGAAAGAGGGAAUCUCAGCUUCUCACUGGAGACACUAUGCAUGUUUCAACCAGCUGACCAAGAGCUGGUGUUUUCUUUGAUCCCUACCUAAGAACAUCCACCAGAUUUCCAGGGUAUCACUUAAUCCUGGCCUGCACAUGGGGAUGUGGACUUGAGGUCCACAUCUCUCUGUCCAAGUGGGCUGAGCAAAUGUGCCUAGGGGGAGGGGGAGAUAGCCUGUUAACAGUCGGUUGAUUUUUCUUUUUAAAUGCAUGCAAGCAAUCAAAACUAAAACUACAGUAGCCUAAUUUCCCAGGAGUAGAUGGAGAGCUUUCCCUCCUACACAGCGAGGAGGGUUUUGAAUCAACAGUCCUAGCCUGCUGAGAUAAGUGACAAAGCCUGGGGUGUAGGAAAGGCUCUUUUCACACACUCUUUUCUCAUGAGAGCACCCUAUUUUAACAGGAAACAAUAAGCAUUGUUUCUAAUUUUUGCAUUGUGUGAAAUUAUUUUGAUUCUGGGUCAUUUCAGCAGGCAGCCUGUGGCCUUGGUGGAGGCUGUCAGGGAUCUGGUAUCCUUCUUUCGUGGCCUCAGGCAGGGACUUCAGGAGAAAGAGGAGGAAGUUUUGGCUAGCCCAGCCUUCCCUGACCGUCCUAGCAGCAGCUGCCUGAUGGGGAAGGGAAGUGGAUGGGGUAGAGGUGGGGUUUGAUUGCUAACUGUUUUGUUUUGUUUUUUUUUAAAGAUUUUAUUUAUUUAUCUGACAGGGAGACAGCCAGCGAGAGAGGGAACACAAGCAGGGGGAGUGGGAGAGGAAGAAGCAGGCUCCAAGCAGAGAAGCCUGAUGCGGGGCUUGAUCCCAGAACUCCAGGAUCACGCCCUGAGCCGAAGGCAGACGCCCAAUGACUGAGCCACCCAGGCGCCCCUGAUUGCUAACUGUUCCCAUAGCCCUCCAUACAAGUCUGCAGCCCUUCCCUUCAUUCUUUCACCUCUCUCCCCUGAGCUAACAGAGUUGAUUGUUCUAAAAGCCAAAAGCAAUCCUGACUUAUCAUGUGAGUUUGGGAGUCACUGUGAUCUGAUGUCACCAGCCGGGUUUUGCUAAUUAGGCUAUUGAUGAUGCCCAGGUACAUCCAGAGGAGGUAAGGGAGACAGGUUAAUUUGUCCUUGUCUGGUGGCUGGCGAGGCUACUGGAGCUGGGCUUCUCUGGCAUUGUCCCAUCUGGUGGUCACAGUUAUAGUUCUGCUAGCACGUCCCACCCUGCCGCAGCUGCACAGAGACCCUUGGACUUUGGCUUUAGCGCCAUCACUCUGCAUAAGAGGGUGAGGUGGCAGGGACCUACCCCCAUCUGGGAGUGGGCGUGGUCAGCCCAGCAGGAAGCUGAAGAUUUGGGGGUUUAAGGAAGGAUACUUUAUUCCUGGGAAGAUGUUUUUGAGUGACCAGAAAGGAAUUAUGGUCAAGUAAAAACAAAAACAAUAAUAAAAAAACAUCGUUUAGAGAUGCAAAUUGUGUGCCCUCUGCCUAGGAAGAUAAUUCAGUGUUAUGCCUGCCCUCUCAUGCUGCAGGAUGUCUUUAUUUAAUCUCUCACUGGUUUGGAGAAGGCCACAUAUGUGUUUCCUGAAGCUCUUCUUGGCAGCACCCUGUCCUUGAGAUAAUCCUGCAACCUCAGCCUUUGCCUGCAAGCCCCCGUGAGUGCAUUUGCAUUCCAGCCAAGUGACAGCCAUUCUCAUGGCUCAGGAUCACUUUCACAGUCUGUGCUUCUGGAGAAUUUGCCCUUUGAAACAGCUUCCAUUUUAAAAUGGAAUGUUUUGGUUCCUUGAUGUCAGUGGUGGUAGAUUCUUCUACUCCUUUGGUUGUUCAAUAGGUGCUAAGUCAAAUAGGGAAGCCCCAGGAGACAUAUUUGUGAAGGGAGCAGAGCAGAUGGUGAGUAACUCCCUCCUGGCUGGCACUUCCUUUUUAUGAUCCACUUUGAAAUGCCACCUGUUUCUGAUACAUCUCUUCUCUCCCUGAUGGGGGUAAGCGUGGGGGAAAGACGGGCCCUCCUCAGCAAUUUCUCUGUCACAGACAGCAUUAAGUAGAAGCCAGACAGCAGGUGUUAAAACAACCAGCCGGUGAUAACAGCCUCACCCAAGCACAGAGAAGAGUAUAACUGGGUCAAAGGUGAGGGGCAGACAGUGGGAUGUUGCAACAAGCCUAUUAGAAGCAACAGUAGCGCCAUUUCUGCUGUAAGGUCAUACCAUCUCCACAGCCCUAUAGUUCUUUCGAGGCUGGAACUCCCUAUGCCCUUUCUAACUUUCCAAUGGUUCAUUCUUAAUUCUUCAUCCCCAUAUAACUCAAUGUUUAGUGGGCAGGGAUUUUUACCCACGCUUUCAGAUGUGGAAGCCAGUGCUCAGACAGGGUAAGCUGAUCUGCCAAGAGCAUUGACAGAUUGAUAAUAGAGUGCAGAUAAUAGAGUGAUGCCUGGGUGUCCACAGGCCUGAAGAAAGGCUUGUGAUACUAUCAGAGGCUGUCCUGGGGCUGCUUGACCCAAGGUCCAGGAGGCCUGUCUGUACUACAGGGUCAAAGCCUGGCAACUGGCCUAUGAGUCAGGCCACAGGUAGCACAGAGUCCCAACAGGCACUGGGAAAGCCCCAGGGCUAGGUGUUCCCUGAGGGCUCUCUUUUCUGCUUUCUCUGCUCUGGUGAGCAUAUAGGCCUGUGGCUCUCUAGCCAGGCUCUCCCUUGCUUCCCUGGCUCUGUCCUUGCCUUGAGGGGUCUCUGAGGCUGACCCAAGAUCCGCAGAAACUGACACUUUCUUGGGACUCAGUGUCCUGGGGAGGGGGUGGUUCACAGGUGUAGAAACAGGUGGCCUGGGAAUUAACUGCUCCCUGGGGCAUGGACACUUAUUAAAAUACAGCAGACUUCCUGGACCAAAGGCAGUGAAUGCAUGAGAGAGGCAUUAUAGAGGCUGAAGGACAGCUUGGGUGAUGACAGAGAAAAUGUAGCCCACUUCCCCAAGCCUUCCUGUCCAAGAGGCUCAUAAACACUUCUAAGGCAAAAUAGACUGAUGGUGGUAGACACUAAAUGAGCUGGGAAGACUGGACCAGAGGAGAUAGGAUGCAGGGGUGGUCAGAUGACCAAUAGGUUCCAGGAGACAGGUAGGGGACUGGAGUCCCUUAGAGAUCCCUUUUGGGCAGAGAAGAGGGAGGUAUUGCUGCUUGGACUGAGUCCACUCCCCCAUCCCUAGUAGACAGAGGGUAUCAGAGGGCAGAAGGUGUAUAAACUGGGAGAUCUGGGCCAAGAGCAGGCUUCCAGAGGGGUCUGAGGGAGUUCGGGUGUUUCCCUUCUCCUUGGAAAGAGAAAAAAAACCCUUUUAAAUAAUAAACCUAUCAAGAGUACAUGAAA
Ailuropoda melanoleuca (giant panda) is the source of this 5441-nucleotide messenger RNA. It is a transcript of the gene SLC25A20, whose product is annotated as solute carrier family 25 member 20. Gene Ontology annotation, molecular function: O-acyl-L-carnitine transmembrane transporter activity. Lineage: Eukaryota; Metazoa; Chordata; Mammalia; Carnivora; Ursidae. Gene Ontology annotation, cellular component: mitochondrial envelope. Gene Ontology annotation, biological process: mitochondrial transport; carnitine transmembrane transport. The record is from RefSeq and is a predicted model, not a curated record. The transcript is spliced from 9 exons. The coding region runs from base 857 to 1762 and encodes 301 amino acids.